This is a messenger RNA of Rotaria sp. Silwood2, 399 nucleotides long. The record is from the annotation of a GenBank genome assembly. NCBI's taxonomy places the organism in Eukaryota, Metazoa, Rotifera, Eurotatoria, Philodinida, Philodinidae.
AUGAAUUUAGGUCAACCAACUGAAGUUCCACUUCUAAUUAAGCUGAAAAAUAUUCGAUCUUCAAGAACAAUGAUUGAAGAACUCAUCAAACUUCAAUCUAACGAUGGUUCAUUUACGUUGAAUAAAGAUUUAGCUGAUAUACUUCAUGUCAAUGUUGAAAUUUUCAAUGGUCUAGAACAAUAUUUACGUAAACAAGGCUUUAAUUCACUCGGUAAAAUUGUUUAUCUCUGCAAUCAAUUACCUACUAAUAUGAGCGAACAGAUUAAUAAAGCUAUCGAAUUUUAUCAACACACAAGUCAACGUUAUGGUAUCUAUUGUAAACAAUUAGAAUUGAGCGAUUCAUCGUGGGACAUGUUUAUACAACAUAUACUUAUCGGCAUUAAUUAUGUCAAUAACUAA